CUCAGUGGGUUUGAUGUCGUUUUUCGCCAAAAUGAGUAGUGGUAAUAAUGCACAUAAACAAAACAAACUCAACAGUACCAAAUUAAAUUGAAAUUAAGUGAUUGAGAGAAAUUAUAUUAAAAUAUUCGAUGGAGGCAUUGCUGUUACCGAUUUUGGCAGAACAAGAACAAAUCGACUUGCUGCGCCAACACCGGAAAAACCUCCGUUUUUCAUCCGAUCCAAUGCAACUUUCAGAUGAUUCGUUCAUUAAAAGCUUUCGUUUAAGCAAAGAAGCAUUCAGGUACGUAUUGACUGAAAUUCAAGAUGAAUUUCCUUACGCCAGAAAGAGCAGUCUAUCUGCACAGGAGAAGUUGGCGGCAUGUUUAAGGUUUUUCGCUGAAGGAAAUUACCAGUAUGGAGCGGGGCAAGAUUUUCACGUUGCGAUUGCUCAACCAACAUUUUCAAAAGUAUUGACUGAUAUGCUUGGAAUUUUGGAACGAAAACUAUGCCCAAAGUGGAUAUCCCUGGAAAUGUCUCCAGAGGAACAGCGGCGGGCAAAACUAAACUUUUAUAGGAAAUCAGGGAUUCCAGGAGUAAUAAUGUGUGUGGAUGGGACACAUAUUAGAAUCAUCCCACCUUCGCAAGAUCGCAAUUUAUUUUAUAAUCGGAAGGGUUUCUACAGCCUAAAUGUGCUAAUAGUUUGUGACGAUCAGCAAAGAAUUCGUUUCGUCGAUUCGAGCUUCCAGGGAUCUAACCAUGACUCUCAUAUAUGGCGAGUAAGUUCAGCUCGAGCUUUCUUUGAGCACCAACAUAGAAACGGUGACGUGAACACCAAGAUUCUAGGUGAUGCUGGUUACCCAUCAGAACCUUGGCUUGUAGCGCCAUUCAGAGCUGCUGAAGAAGGAAGUGCAGAAAGUGAUUUCAACCAGAGACAUGCAUUAGGACGAGGUAUAAUAGAAAGGUCUAUCGGUGUACUCAAAAACCGAUUCAGAUGUAUCCUCGGCGCAAGGCAACUACAUUAUGUCCCAAAGAAGGCUGCGCAAAUAAUAAAUGUAUGUUGUGCACUGCACAAUAUAUGUUUAGAAUAUGAUUGCUGUCAGUAGUUAGAGAAUGUAUCAAUCGU
Molecule: messenger RNA, 1102 nt
Organism: Topomyia yanbarensis
Lineage: Eukaryota; Metazoa; Arthropoda; Insecta; Diptera; Culicidae
Product: putative nuclease HARBI1
Exons: 4
Coding region: 129-1082 (317 amino acids)
Source: RefSeq, a predicted model, not a curated record